Messenger RNA from Exaiptasia diaphana, 1274 nucleotides. RefSeq lists its product as uncharacterized. Lineage: Eukaryota; Metazoa; Cnidaria; Anthozoa; Actiniaria; Aiptasiidae. The transcript has a single exon. The coding region runs from base 130 to 852 and encodes 240 amino acids. The record is from RefSeq and is a predicted model, not a curated record.
CUUUAGAAUUUGAAAAUAUGUUAAGUGCCCUUUAGCCUGUUUGAUGGAGUUUGAUCUUGAAUGUAACAUACUUUAAACGUUGUUUAAAAUAAUAGAAYCGUAGCAAGUUGGACCGACUGUGUGCAAAAUAUGAAGAUCAUUUGUGCAGGAUUAUCAAAAACCGGCACCAAAUCGUUGGCAAAAGCGUUACGAAUCCUCGGAUUUGUGGUCCACGACUUUGAAGAACAUUUCAUGUGGCAUAUGAGUGAAUACAUUCAAGCUCUAAAUGGCGACAUGCUCGACUUCACUGCCAUGUAUAGUCAAGUCGAUGCCGUGACUGACACUCCAGCGUGUUUGCUCUGGAAGGAGCUAAGUCAAACUUUCCCUGAUGCAAAGGUGGUGCUGAUGGAACGAGAUUCUGCCGAAAUUUGGGUCCAGUCAUUGCUUUCUUCGUUUGCUGUAUACAGAAGAGAAAUGUGUUCUCUUAAAAACAUACUUGGAAGUGCUUUGACUCCAACCGGCCGCAAACGUAUAACGCUUAUGGGACUUGUUUACAAAAAAAUGCAUGGCGAUCAGGAUAAAGAAGGGUUUGUUGAAUUYUACAUUGAACACAACGCGAGGGUCAACUCUACAAUCCCGCGGGAUAAGCUACUGGUCUACAACGUUAAGCAAGGUUGGGAGCCGCUGUGUGAGUUUCUUGGCGUUCCUGUCCCAGAUGUGCCGUUUCCUCGCUUGAAUGUGAAAGAUCAAUUAAUUCCUAAUUUGUUGAAUUCCUCAGAAGUUGCGAAACGAAUGUUAAACGAGCUUUUGGCUUUGUUUGUGAUUUUAGUUGUAUUGAUUGCCGCCAUUGUGGCUUUCUUGAUUAAUYUAUAGCUGCAUAAAUUAUUGUUUUCUUUUGACUAGAAAAAAAAAUCGGAAAUCCAAGGGUUAACCAUCAUUGAUGAGGAAGUUGUUCCCUUUUGUUUUUACUUGGUGAGAGUGAGAAAGUGAUUUCUAACUGAAACUGAUUAAUAAUAACGUAAUGGAUGAAACAGUAGUUAUGUCAUGAAAUUAUUGUCAAAUGCACAUAAUAAAAAAUCUUAAAUAACAGAGCAUUUGGUACGGCCAUUAGACGGGUCUCCUUUUCUUAUGUACAUCAGGUAUAAGAAUACUAAUAAGGAGUGUUUUAUCAGAUACAAAGGUCCAUGCAUGUGACGGCCAAAUAAGCUUAUUCUAUUGUACUAAUAACUCAUUAAUUACGUAUUAUGAGUUUUUGAAAAAUAUAUAUACAGUAAUACGAAGCGGGGGCGGAUCCA